ACAUUUGGCAGUCGGAGCUCUUCGCUGCUUGAGCCUGGGAAGGUACAAAGGCGCAACCUGGGAGGGUACAAAGGCACAACCUUGGAGAGCCCGGAGCUCAGAAGAGGCUGAGCCUGCAGUGUGUGCCGCAGGGAACCAUCAACCGAGGUGAACGAGUGCUGUUCCUGGACCAGGGAAGAACAAAAAUAUCGUCUCUCCAGCAGUUGCUUGGGAAACAGAUCCUGACCGUGCUGCAAGCUGUAUUUCUCUUUGGACGAUUUCACAACCAGGCACCAUGGGAACAGGUUGGGUACUGUGUGUUUCCCGGGCGUUGAGCAGUGGGAGGUUGUGGCUGAAAAACAGCGGGACCACAGGGCUAUGCAGAUGCCAGCUAUUUUCUUGAGACAGAACCUGGGAGGGCAAUGGCUGGGACCUCUCUGGAGUCAGGAGGAGGCCUAAUGUUGGAGCAAGCCCUUUUGUGUGACCCGGAGAAGGAAGAAGUCCACUUGACUAUGUCCCCUCCUGGCACCCUUGGCCAGACUAUAGUGUUGGACAUGGAACAGAGCUGUGGCACUCCUAGGGAUGCAAAGGCUGAGGAGGAUGGAGUUGCUGCCAAGGGUCCAGCAGUGCGGACGAAAGCAUCGGGGACCAUCCAGUGCAAAGGAAGUGACUGGUCAGAAGACUUGGGGAGUUCAGAGGAGGACCUGAGCCACAGCCAGACUGCAUGGGCUGAGGAGGGGGAUCCAGAGCAAUCUCCUGCAAGUCCCAACAAGCCUUUAGCUGCCUGCCGUCCUGGAGGAGGUCAGCUUCCUUGCACAGUGCUGGAGGAGGAGGAGGUAUCGCUUGCCCCCCUUGCAGUGGAGGAAGAGUGUUAUAGCGUCAGAGUUGAGCAAGAGCUUCCUAUGGAGGAAAACAUGGCAGAGGUGGAACACAGUUGCCUGUUGGAAACCAGGGGCUGGGCUCUCAGCAGAGGAGAGCCGGGUAUUGUAACACAGUCCUGCUGCAUCCAGACAGAGGACGACAGCAUGGACGAGCAGGAGUGCCCGAUUUGCACAGAACUGUAUGACCAAGACAAACGCAGGCCAGCCUUGCUGAACUGCAGCCACGUGCUCUGUGACCAGUGCCUGCGUUCCAUCAUGGAGGCAUCCAGCGCUGCGGAUAUCGGGCGUGUGCGCUGCCCUAUCUGCCGCCAAAAGACGCCCAUGAUGGAGUGGGAGAUCUGCAAGCUGCAAGAGGAGAUGCUCUUGAUGAACUCCGAGCAGGGCCCGGCAGUGGCUCCUCCAACUUUUACUGCCCUUCCAGCCCGGCGUCCAGGGGUCUGGGGAAGCUUGGAGCACCACUUCCAGGUCCGCUUCCAUACCACCCGCAUGGUCGGCUUCCUGCCCUGCCUCCGCUACCCUCCUUCCCUUAUCAGCGGGCUGGCCCGCCUGGAACAGCAUUGCCGUUGGUGCUACCGCUUAGCUUUGGUGGGACUUCUCAUCUCCGAGAUGCUGAGCCUCUUACUUGUCUUCUUGCCCAUCGUUUUGCUGCUGUUGCUCUUCCUUAUUCUGGACAAAUAGCGUUUAAACGAGAUGGAGACUGAAGGAACGGGUUGGCUGAGCCAUUCAGAUAGCCGCCCCCUCCUCUUCCCGGCCCUGCCGGCUCCACUGUCUUAAACAGAACUUUGGGGUUCAUGAGUCUUUUCCUCCCGUCUCUUUGCUGGACUGAGCCUUAGAAAGUUGCACUUACCACUUAACUACCCAGCACCCUGGUGGUGUCAGGAGAAGCCCAUCUUUUUUUAGCCUUUCUGAAACAGAGGGGGUUGGUGGCCCCACAUUCAGUUUCCAAAAUUAAAAGCACCCUAAAGUUA
Eublepharis macularius is the source of this 1828-nucleotide messenger RNA. RefSeq lists its product as uncharacterized. The transcript has a single exon. Gene Ontology annotation, cellular component: endoplasmic reticulum membrane. The record is from RefSeq and is a predicted model, not a curated record. Gene Ontology annotation, biological process: protein K29-linked ubiquitination; protein localization to mitochondrion; protein autoubiquitination. Lineage: Eukaryota; Metazoa; Chordata; Lepidosauria; Squamata; Eublepharidae. The coding region runs from base 402 to 1538 and encodes 378 amino acids. Gene Ontology annotation, molecular function: ubiquitin protein ligase activity.